AUGGUUGGUGCUGAGCUGGCCAACAUUAUCGAGGUUGCUGCUAUCAACAUGAUACGCGAUGAAAGAACAGAGGUGAAUGAUAAAGCAAAUUUAGUUGUGUGGUUUCCUUGUGGGUACAUCACUAGCUAUCUUGGUCUUGGUGCAAAACUUAUUUCUUCAAAACUCUUUCUUGAUGAGCUUCCUUUGUUGCUAACAAGAGGUGGUAUACUUCUUUGUGGCCCUCCUGGAGUGGGGAAGACAUUAUUAGCAAAAGCUGUUGCUGGUGAGGCAGGUGUAAACUUCUUCUCCAUAUCUGCAUCUCAGUUUGUCGAAAUAUAUGUGGGAGUUGGUGCUUCUCGUGUACGAGCGCUCUAUCAAGAAGCAAGGGACAAUGCUCCAUCUGUUGUUUUCAUCGAUGAACUGGAUGCUGUUGGAAGGGCACGUGGUUUGAUUAAGGGGUCUGGUGGGCAAGAACGUGAUGCUACUUUAAAUCAGCUUCUUGUAUGCCUGGAUGGGUUCGAAGGCAGAGGAGAAGUCAUUACCAUUGCUUCUACAAACAGGCCAGACAUUUUGGAUGCAGCACUUGUGAGACCAGGGAGGUUCGACCGGAAAAUACACAUACCCAAGCCUGGACUGAUUGGCCGUGUUGAAAUUCUGAAGGUUCAUGCUAGGAAGAAACCAAUGGCCCCUGAUGUGGAUUAUUUGGCUGUUGCGACUAUGACUGAUGGAAUGGUUGGUGCUGAGCUGGCCAACAUUAUCGAGGUUGCUGCUAUCAACAUGAUGCGCGAUGAAAGAACAGAGAUUACUACUGAUGAUUUGUUACAAGCUGCACAAAUAGAAGAAAGAGGCAUGCUUGACAAAAGAGAGAGAAGCCCCGAGAUCUGGAGGCAAGUAGCUAUAAAUGAAGCUGCAAUGGCCAUAGUUGCUGUCAAUUUCCCGGAUCUCAGAAAUAUCGAGUUUGUGACGAUUUCUCCAAGAGCUGGAAGAGAUUUAGGUUAUGUCCGCCUAAAGAUGGACCAUAUUAAAUUUAAGGAAGGAAUGUUGAGCCGGCAGUCUCUCUUGGAUCACAUCACUGUCCAACUUGCUCCACGUGCAGCAGACGAACUCUGGUAUGGGGAAAAUCAGUUGAGUACCAUCUGGGCGGAGACGGCCGAUAAUGCUCGAUCUGCUGCACGAACCUUAGUGCUUGGUGGUCUUUCCGAGAAGUAUUUUGGCUUGAACAGUUUCUGGACAGAAGAUAGAAUUGAUGAAAUUGAUUCAGAGGCGCUGCGAAUCCUUGACGUGCAAAAAACGGUACUAUGUGAAGAGAUUCACCAUUUCUUUCAUGUCUGUGGGAAAGAUAUUAAGACUUUGUUCAUGCAGAUUCUUGGGAGAAACCGUGAGCUUUUGGAUGCCGUUGUGGACAGGCUCGUGGAGAAGAAGAGCUUAACCAAGCAAGAAUUCUUCGACUUAGUUGAGCUUCAUGGAUCUGUACAAACUAUGCCGCCUACCAUACUUGACAUCAGAGCCGCCUCACGGUUACAGCUGCAAAAUAUUCUUUUAGACACCGAAGAAGCAGCAGCUCGUUCGAGCAUUGUUUCAACAUGAUAGUGACUUAGUGACUUAGUGACUUAACCAUAGUAGUACUCUUAUAAGACAUUUUCAAAAUUUUAAAAGUAUAAAUAUCAAAGCAAAUCUCAUUGGCGAA
This is a messenger RNA of Salvia hispanica, 1666 nucleotides long. Lineage: Eukaryota; Viridiplantae; Streptophyta; Magnoliopsida; Lamiales; Lamiaceae. The record is from RefSeq and is a predicted model, not a curated record.